This is a messenger RNA of Ornithodoros turicata, 1167 nucleotides long. RefSeq names its product peroxynitrite isomerase THAP4-like. NCBI's taxonomy places the organism in Eukaryota, Metazoa, Arthropoda, Arachnida, Ixodida, Argasidae. The record is from RefSeq and is a predicted model, not a curated record. The transcript has 7 exons. The coding region runs from base 261 to 1034 and encodes 257 amino acids.
AGGGGGGCCAGAAAGCCGCCAUUUUUGUAACUACCCCCAAGCGGUCGCUUUCCGCAAAAUCGCCAUCUUGUCGUGUUCAACGUCACGGAACUAUCGCCCAAUCACAUCUCGGCUUGGCUUGUUUUCUUUAUUAUGUUUUGUUUCUCCGUCUCAGCUGAUCCGUGUCAUCUGCUUCGCCGCUUUCGACGUCCGCUUUGACUUCGCGUGUUUGGCUAUUGAAUUGCGUUUGCUUGCCACACAUGCCACUUCUGUGACAGGCCAUGGUAGUGUGUUGUUAUUCCGGUUGCGCUAAUCGUUCAGAGUUUGCAAGUAAAGAAUCUGGCAUAACGUACCACCACUUUCCCCGAGACGAGUCCUUACGAUUGCAAUGGGUGAAUGCGAUCGGGAGACCGGAUUGGGUGCCAACGAAGUACAGCCGAGUGUGCUCAAAACACUUCAGGAACGAGGACUUCGACAGAACGUCGCUAACACGCGUGCGCCUGCGGGAGGGUUCCGUUCCUGUCGCACAUCCGUCGGUUCAAGUUCACCAGGAGGAGCAUGACUUGCCAGCCAGACGGGAACCUAGCGGGCAAGAACCAAUAGGCGUGUGCACGCCUGAACCCGGCACGAGCAACGUGAGCCUGCCUGAGCCUGACACACAGGAGGAGAUUGAAGUGAGCAUGGCGUCUGGAUCUGACACUCAAGAGCCAAUGGAUGUGGGCCUGCUCGAACCAAAGACACCAGAGCGAAUCCAUGUAGACAGAACUACAAGCACACCUCUUGCGUCUGCUGUGUCCAGCCCCACACCAGCCAAGGCUUCCAGCAGUAUCAGUUCCGACACACCAGGGCGAUUUGAACAGUCGCGCACGGGCUCUUCCGCUUGUCUGUUCACAAGCUUGACUCCGAACACUAGCAGGCCUGACCCCAUGGACACAACCCCCAGUGGCUCAACUCCAAGCACCAGCAGAUGUGAACCUUUGGUAAGAAUUAUACUCGACGUGGAAAAGAAUUGCAUGUUCAUAACUAAUACGUUAAGAUUCCACUGUAGGUGCUGACUGCACCAUUCAAGUAUAUGUUCCAGGAGCAGGCUUUCAAAUACCUUAUUUCAUACAGUACAGGUGCAUAAGGGAAAACCAGUUAGACUUGAGCAUACAGUUUAAACAUAUUAUUGCCCCUUUCACGGCUACA